AUGCAAAUCGAGAGAGAGAAAGUUGAAAGCAUGAACAGCAGCGUGGACGAGUCGGAGCUAAGGAAGGUGUUCCAGAUGUUCGACAAGAACGGCGACGGCCAGAUCACCAAGAAGGAGCUGGGCGAGUCGCUCAAGAACCUCGGGAUCUACAUCCCGGACGACGAGCUGGACGCCACCAUGGAGAAGAUCGACGCCAACGGCGACGGCUGCGUCGACGUCGAGGAGUUCGGCCUGCUCUACCGCUCUAUCCUCGGCGAGGGCGAGGGUGCUGACGGCGGCAGCAAGGGCGACGACGAGGACGGCAUGCGGGAGGCGUUCGACGUCUUCGACCAGAACGGCGACGGCUAUAUCACCGUCGAGGAGCUUCGGUCCGUACUGGCAAGCCUCGGCCUCAAGCAGGGGCGCACAGUGGAGGAAUGCCGCCAGAUGAUCAGCAAGGUCGACGCUGAUGGCGACGGCCGCGUCGACUUCAUGGAGUUCAAGCAGAUGAUGCGCGGCGGUGGCUUUGCCGCCAUUGGCGGAUCGUGA
This is a messenger RNA of Lolium rigidum, 528 nucleotides long. RefSeq names its product probable calcium-binding protein CML28. The record is from RefSeq and is a predicted model, not a curated record. Lineage: Eukaryota; Viridiplantae; Streptophyta; Magnoliopsida; Poales; Poaceae. The coding region runs from base 1 to 528 and encodes 175 amino acids. Gene Ontology annotation, molecular function: calcium ion binding. The transcript has a single exon.